Messenger RNA from Hyalella azteca, 289 nucleotides. RefSeq names its product cilia- and flagella-associated protein 91. The record is from RefSeq and is a predicted model, not a curated record. NCBI's taxonomy places the organism in Eukaryota, Metazoa, Arthropoda, Malacostraca, Amphipoda, Hyalellidae. Gene Ontology annotation, molecular function: calmodulin binding.
GGACAUGUUUUUUUAAUUGCUAUUCAGCUGGUUCGAACACGCAGGAUGGGUUGCGAAAACUCUAAGGACGUCGUACACCCAAUGAACAGAACUACUUAUCCACCCAGACUGGAAGAAGAUGCAGAAAUGUUCGAUAUCGACCUGAAUGAUCCGGAGGUGCAGAAAGCUGCUGCCAAAAUCCAAGCCGGUUUCCGCGGCCACAAAACGCGCAAGGAAAUCAACAGAGAAAAGCCAGAAGCGAAUAAAGCGGAAGCUGACGAAAUUGCGGAUAUUGAUUUGACAGAUCCAG